Penicillium waksmanii is the source of this 1440-nucleotide messenger RNA. RefSeq names its product putative MFS transporter. NCBI's taxonomy places the organism in Eukaryota, Fungi, Ascomycota, Eurotiomycetes, Eurotiales, Aspergillaceae. Gene Ontology annotation, biological process: transmembrane transport. Gene Ontology annotation, molecular function: transmembrane transporter activity. Bases 1 to 1440 code for a protein of 479 amino acids. The record is from RefSeq and is a predicted model, not a curated record. The transcript has 6 exons.
AUGCAUCACAUCGGCGGCGACGCAGAUUUGGAGUCCCAAAAACCCUCCCCGCAAUUGAGUUCCCCUCACGAUUCAGACACAGACGAAGAGUAUAAACCAGCACCACCAGCAUCACCCGGAUAUGCUCUUGCUUUCUGGCGAAAAAGCCUUAUUUUGUUUGUUGUCAGCUGGAUGACGUUGGCGGUUACAUUUUCCAGUACUUCGUUGCUUCCCGCGACUCCUGAGAUCGCAACUGAGUUUGGGACUACAACGGAGAUUCUUAACGUUAUCAAUGCCGGAGUACUGAUUGCUAUGGGCUUUUCUUCGUUCAUCUGGGGUCCCAUAACGAACAUUUUUGGGCGUCGGAUGGCUUAUAACGCAGCCAUCAUCAUCCUUUGCGGAUGUUCGGCAGGGACUGCCGUUGCGAUUAACUUGCACAUGUUCAUCGCUAUGCGACUUCUCAGCGGAUUCACUGGGACUUUUUUCAUGGUUGCUGGGCAAACUAUUAUUGCUGAUAUUUUUGAGCCAGUCGUCCGUGGAACUGCAGUCGGGUUUAUGAUGGUUGGAUCAGUCAGUGGGCCUGCCAUCGGCCCCUGUAUCGGUGGAAUUAUCGUUACCUUUUCCCAGUGGCGCAUUAUCUACUGGCUUCAAUUCGGCAUGACUUUACUUGGCCUCGUUCUUUCCAUUCUUUUUGUGCCAAAAAUUGGGGAAAAGAGCACCUCCACUUCAGGACAGUCACGAAACAUAUCUCGUAUUUUGAGAAUGUUCAACCCUCUCCUCAUUUUUCGCCCAUUCAUCUACCCAAACGUGUUUCUGUCUCACCUCACCUGUGGCCUUCUCGCCACCUUCCAAUACGCGAUUCUUACCUCUGCUCGCUCAAUCUUCAACCCGCGCUUCAACCUGACUACUCCCCUCGUUAGCGGUCUAUUCUAUCUCUCGCCGGGAAUAGGCUUCUUGAUAGGAAGUGUUGUUGGCGGAAAAUUGUCCGAUCGCGCAGUCAAGAAGUGGAUUGUCAAGCGUAAUGGGAUACGCCUCCCUCAAGAUCGACUAAACAGCGGCCUCAUUACUUUGAUCGUUGUACUCCCUGCUUCGACACUGAUCUAUGCAUGGACUUUGCAACAAGAAGUAGGCGGAAUGCCUGUGCCGGUCAUCAGUGCUUUUGCGGCAGGUGUUGGAUUGCUCGGAACAUUUAAUGGGCUUAACACAUAUUCAGCUGAGGUCAUGCCGCAUCUCCGAUCGGAAGUGAUUAGCGGCAAAUACGUUGUGCAGUAUAUAUUCGCUGCCGCCGCGACAGCAGCAGUUGAACCAUUGAUCAAUUCUAUCGGGGUGGGCUGGACAUUUACAAUCUGUGUCUUUUUUGCCCUCAUCGGCGGGCUUUUUGUUUGGAUCAUUACGAAGUGGGGAAUUAACAUGCAAAGAUGGGUUGAAGAAAAAUUGGGCGAGGACGAAAAGCCAACAUAA